This is a messenger RNA of Ruditapes philippinarum (Manila clam), 4147 nucleotides long. RefSeq names its product cubilin-like. The transcript has 16 exons. The record is from RefSeq and is a predicted model, not a curated record. Lineage: Eukaryota; Metazoa; Mollusca; Bivalvia; Venerida; Veneridae. The coding region runs from base 122 to 2140 and encodes 672 amino acids.
UAUAUACUCUCAUAUAGUUGAACAAUUAUAUAUUAAACAGUUUCAGAUGUUUCGUUAAACUGCAGUUGUUGUUUGUUUGUUUUUUGGAUUAUAAUCAUUUAAAUGUGUUUGUAAAAUCAAGAUGUAUGGAUUUUACUGUUUGUGUUUUGCCCUUCUAGUAACAUUUCCAAAUUUUCUUAAAGCAGCAAAACAGAAUUUUCGUUUAAAGAGAGAAGAAAUGUGUGGCGGUGAUAUUGAUUUGGAACUCAUGGGUGGUGUUGCGGAAAUUCGGCUCAGAACUGAAGUGAACAGUGACGUAGAAUUUUACAGAGAUUCCGAAGAAUGUACAUGGACACUAAAGACGGCUCACGAUCAUUUUAUGAUUUUAAAAUCCGACUACUUUAAUAUUGAAAAGAGUGAGAACUGUAUUUCGGACUAUGUACAGAUUACAGAAAAGGGCGUCGGUGGAACAAUAAGCAGACACUGUGGUUUUGAUCCAUUGACAUAUAUCACAUUCGGAAACAUAGUACAACUACAAUUCAAGUCGGACGAUUCAACUCAAUACAAGGGUUUCAAAUUCAUCAUUAAGUCGGUGAAAAAACUUUCGGAUGACUCUUUUUGCAUUGGUAGUAUAUUAAGUGGCAAUAAUUCGAGCAUAAUGAACAAAGAAACUUCAGGAGACAGUUGUUUUUACCGAAUACAGGCACCAAAACACAAUGAUAUAACGCUGACCCUAAAAGUGCUCGAUUUUGGCUCAGCUAGUUGUGAGGAGGAAAGUAUAAUCAUUUAUGAAGGACACAGUACACAAGGAAGACCUUUAGGUACAAUAUGUAGUGAUAGUGAUCUCGGAAUACAACCAUACCGUGCAAGUUCAAUGUUUAUUGAGUACAGGAAUCCUCUUAAAUUAAAAGGCGAACGUUUCAAAAUAGAAUACAUGUUUGUAGAGGACAAUUUUGUAUCAUCAACGACCACUUUUUCGGUUAGGGGAAAUGAUGACACUGAUGGUUUGUUUAAAGAAAACAGUAUAAAUAGUGGUAUCAAUUUAUGCACUGGAUCAAAAUACAAACACAACAAAAAGUGGGCAGUUGCGGUUUGUAAUGAUAAUCUUCCUCGUCAUGUAAUACAAAUAGAAUUCGACUACUUUGACAUGGAAAACUCAGAUGACUGUAUCUUUGGUUCAUUGAAACUUUUGGCAGGAGUCAGAGAAGAAACAUCUUUUCUUAAUGAACAAUCUUGCGGAAAGAAUAAACAUGGACACACUUUUGUAACAAUGGGCAAAUCACUGCGUCUUGAAAUUAAAACAGAUGAAUCAUUAGCCCUUAAGGAUUUUCUGGCAAAAGUUUCAUUUGUACCAGAUACAGAAUGUAUAUGCAAAGACAAAAUGGAAUGCACUCGGGACAACACUGAAAAAUGUAUUCACGGAAAAUAUUGUGAUACAAAUAUAUGUCAAAACGGCGGAACUUGUAUCCAGACUAGUUCUGAAGAGAAAUGUUACUGUCCGGGAGGUUUCAAAGGAGACGACUGUUCACAAAGAGAUGGUGAAUUUUCGAACAAAAUAACAUUCAUCAGUGCACCCGUGGACCGCACGGUAAAGAGAGGUCAAGGUCAUAUCGAAGAAUGUCUAGUUGAAGUUCCAUAUGAAGAGGAGGUAGAAUAUAGUUGGACAUUACAAGGAAUAUUAGUAAAUCCGUACAAUAGCACAAUAGGAUUUGGAACUCAUCCGGAUGGAACAUUACAGAUUGACAAGUUCUCGGACGAAAUGGAGGGGCAAUAUUCAUGUAUUGCUACAACCUCGGUCGAAACAGUGAAUCACACUUUUACGUAUACCAUUGCAGAUGAUUGUGACGUCAGAAUAUACCCAGGACCACAGUCAGAGAUCAAAAAACCUAAUGAAAUAGCUUUACUUACGUGCCGCGUGAACCAUCGAGUAAAAGAAGUUAGAUGGAAGAAAGAUGGUGUUUACAUUGAUUAUAACAAAGAUGAUAGAAUCAAGAAAAUGGCUAAUAAUUAUUUACUCAUCUCAAACGUCCAAACAUCGGACGCGGGAGUUUACCAGUGCGAGGCCGAAGACUACAACGGUUGCUAUAGCUCCAAAGAAGGCAAACUACAGGUAGUAAAUGUGAAGUCUCAUGGAAAAUGUAAGUUCAAAUAUUGCUUAUAAAUUUUGAUUCAAUUAACUUUCCUUUUCCAUAAAUAUAAACGCUUGUUAGUCUUACGGUAAUGCUUUUAUUAUUUUGGCUCUUUUCAUAGAAAUAGUUUCUGCAGAAUGGUAAUACUUAUUCUAACGUCUUUACGUCACAUUCUUGUAGAAAACUCAUAAAUUAAAUAUAAAAUAAAUCAGGUAUGUAGUAACGUAAUAUAUCUUGCUUACGGCUUAUAAGAAUACUUUAUAAACAUUGGCAAUUAAAUCAAGUUUUAAACAUCUUUGUUUCCGCUAUAUCUUAAGAUACAAAAUAAAAUUUGUCAAUGUUUGUUUUAAUCAUUUAUUUUACUUGAUAUGAUCUGCACAUGGAAAAAAAUACUAGUUAUCCAAGGUAGUUCUAUCAGUCAAUAUUUAGGCCCCCUUUAGGCGAAAGUGGGAUAUUGUUUUGCAAAUGUUAGCGAUCGAUUUAGUUCGUUUUAACUGUAGCCUUCGAGCUUCAUCGGAAUGGUCACCCUAAAAGACCACUACUGUUUUAAGGUGCCGAUUCUUGAAAGUAAAUGUCACAAUGACCUUGAAUUUUAAACUUUUUAGCUCAAUAACUUAAGAAACAUGUGACCUUUUACAUUAAACAUUUAAUGUACGAUCGCUGUUAUUGAGUUAAAUGCGUCUUUUGAUUUUGGACCUCGAUAAAUAAAGGCCAAGGUCAAAGUGAAAAUGACAGUGAAAACUAUUUUGUCAUUAACUUAAGAACCAUUCACUAAUUUGAGAACUAUUUAACCUAUUGAAACUUUAUAAUUAUGUUGAUUAAUCUUAUAAAUUUAUGGGUGCAGUAUUUUGUGCCGAUGCUUAAAAUUCAAGGACGCAGUGACCUUGAAUAAAAAUUAUUGGUGUUCAACAAUUUUUAAAAUCAUUUAACCCAUGGCAUUCAAACUUCAAAAGAUAAUUACCUUACUUGGACGCCGAUGCACAAAGAUCAAUGUCAAAGUGUCCUUGAAUGUAUGAAAUAUUUUUCCUCAUAAAUUGAGACCCAUUUUACAUAUAACGUUCAAAUUUCAUAAAAUGAUAAGAUCGCCGCCAUUGAGAAGAAGACCCCUAUGGUUUUCGGUCACCAACACGUGUAGAUCAAUGUCACAGUGACCUUGAUUGUAAUAAUUGUUUCCUUUCAAAUACUUGAGAACCGAUUAAUCAACAGUCUUUUACUUCAAAUGAUGAUUACCCUCAUACAUAAAAAAUGUUUUGGGUACCUGUGCAUAAUGGAUGUCACAGUGACACUGAAUGUAAAAAAAAAUGUUUCAAUGUAAAAAUUAUGGGCACAAAUAAAAAUCAGUAUUUGAAAGUUUAUUAAACAGAACAAAUGUACAAAGUAAUAUCUAUUCUACUAUUUUGUGUUUACAGAUAUAAUAGAAUUGCAAAGUGACAUAAAGAUUGAAUAUAAACUUAUCAAAGUUAUGGACAGCUUAACUGUACACAUGUCUUUUAUAAGAUUAAGGGAUAUUAUGAUAGAAAUUUUGUUUACAGUUCAUUAACUUACUCAGUGGUUUUCAUAAUGUUUACUUAUUCUUACCAUUCAUAUGUUAUAAUAUGGUGAUAGUGGUCAGACAUGGAUUUUUUAACUAAGAUUUAAGGUUCAUUUUUGCUGGUUAUAAAUCAUUUUAUAUGACAAAAGUUUUACCAAUGAAUGGGAAAAUAGACCAUCUUUAUAUUUCUUGGACUUAAAUUACAAUUAAUUUCUUGGUUUCUGACAUUUUGAAGGAUAUUGGAUUUUUUCUUAUUGAACAAAGGAUUACUUUCUACAUGUACACAGACAACUUUUGGACAUUCAAUGGACUGUGUAAACAUUCUACACUGGAGUUCAGUGUGUUAAUUACAAAGGAAUUUGUAACAUUUGCUAGGGUAUUGUGAUCAUAAGGAUUAAAUUGCAUAACAAUUGCAUGACAUAGCUGGACUCUGAUCAAAAGGUAACAGUUGAUAAUUAUGGGUAUAGAUAUACUGCUAUAUCGUGCAAGAAUAGGCAGCUUUAACCUG